Messenger RNA from Striga hermonthica, 897 nucleotides. The record is from the annotation of a GenBank genome assembly. NCBI's taxonomy places the organism in Eukaryota, Viridiplantae, Streptophyta, Magnoliopsida, Lamiales, Orobanchaceae.
AUGGCGGUUGAGCUGAAACGUCUCGGCGGAGCCGCCGCAGCGCCGUUUCAGUUACGGCGUUCUCUGAAUCCACGAUUGGGACGAUUUUCCGUUCAGUCUCCUCCCAAUGCUCCUCGUCGGCUCAUUACGCUCGCAGUUGUUAAGAGGAACCCCAAACGCCUGAAAUACGCCGCACCUCGCUUUCCUAAGGAAGACGGAUUGUUGUAUGUUGAAGUUGAUCCGUCCGGGUCGGACUCUUGGAAACUUGACCCGGUUAUUGAGCUCUUGAAGGAAGGGGCUGUAGGAGUUAUCCCAACAGAUACCGUGUAUGCAAUAGUUUGUGAUCUGAGAAACAACUCUGCGGUUGAACGUCUGCGUAGUCACUCACUUUUGCAGCCUCUCAGUAUAUUAUGUCGCUCAUUCAAAGACAUCGAUACGUACACAACAGGAUUUCCCCGUGGCAAUGACCAAGGUCUUAAAAACAUUUUUCGAGCCGUUAAACAAUGCCUGCCUGGUCCUUAUACUUUCAUUUUGACUACAAGCAAAGAAUUUCCGAAACAUUGCAUCCGAUAUGGGACUACAACUUCCAAGUAUACAUCAAGAAAGAAUGUAGGUAUUCGCAUGCCAGAUGAUGCUGUGUGCAAGGCAAUACUCGAGAAGAUGGAUGCACCUUUAAUAUCCACAAGUGUCAAGUCACCAAAGGAGGAUGAGUGGAUAUUAGAUCCUGUCAUAAUAGCUGACGUGUAUGGACCGGAGGGCCUUGAUUUCGUUGUUGCUGCUGGGAAUAGAUUCGCUGAUCCUUCUACCGUGGUAGACAUGACAGGGAGUUCGCCACGAGUUAUACGGCAGGGCAAGGGUCCGAAACAAUCUUGGAUGGAUUCAGACGAUGAAGAAGAUUCUCAUGUGAACAAAGAUUAG